UAAGCAAAAGUUACAAUAAUUCUUCUCCUAAAACCAAGAAAACUUUCACUCACACUGGAAAGUUUUCAAAAUCAAAUUCAGCUGUUUGUGCAUUUUGUGAGAAGAAUCAUUCUCUCUCAAAGUGUUUUAAAUUCCUCGCCUUAACAUUGAUCGCUAAAAAUAAAUUUCUUGCAGAUAAAAAUAUCUGUCGCAAUUGUUUUGUAUCCGGUCACGAUGCAAACAAUUGCAAAUCUUUCUUUCGAUGCAUAACAUGCAAACAACCUCAUCAUACAGUGCUUCAUUCAGAUGAACCUGUGACUCAAACUAAAAAUCUAAAUCUGUCCAAUCAAGUCACUUCUCAUAGUGCACAAUCUUUUAAUUCUGUUCUACUUUACACAAUUAGACUUUGCAUUAUCACACAACGUGGUAAAUUCACUAUACGUGCUCUACUAGACCCUGGAUCUCAGGGAAGUCUAAUUUCAGAAUCAACAGUUCAACUUUUAGGCCUUGAAAAAAACCAGAUCACAUUGUAAAGUGAUUGGUAUAGGAAAUGGUGGUGAAAACUUAUCUAAAUUUUCGGUGAAUCUUGACUUGUUCACACGAAAACAAGAGUUAGUACUUUCAUGUACUGCUCUUGUACUUUCUUCUCUUUCUUCAUAUACACCAAAUCCUUCAUCUAAACAUAUUUCUUUGCCUAAUAUUGAACUAGAAAACUUAGCUGAUCCUUAUUACUACAAAUCUGACCCAAUAGACUUAAUUCUAGGAUCAGAUAUCUGUUCUAAAAUCAAAAUUCCUACAGAGUCAUUCAUCCAUAAUGAUCUUUUCUUCCAAAAUACAACUUUUGGAUGGGUAUUUUCUGGACCCACUGAAUCUAUAUCUACAAAUAGAAUCCAUAUUCACAAUGUGAACUUGGAAAAUAUUCUAAAAUCCUUUUGGGAACAAGAGGAAGUUAUUUCUAAAAGAAAACUUACCAGUGAAGAACUGGAAUGUGAGAAAUACUUCCAAUCUACUACAAAUCGAACCGAAAAUGGUCGAUAUAUGGUAAAUUUACCAUUUAAAUCUUUACUAAAAUCCAAUUCUGACCCUACACUUAACAAUAAUGUCACUAAUGCCUUUAGGCGUCUUAAACAAAUUGAAAUUUCUUUCACUAAAAGACCCAGUUUUAGUGACACAUACAAAGCUUUUAUGCAAGAGUAUGAAUCCUUAGGACACAUGACUAAAAUAGGGACUUAUCCUACUGACGUUCGUCCAAAUUCUUAUUUUCUGCCUCAUCAUGGCGUUUUUAAGGAAAGUAGUUCUACUACAAAAUUGAGAGUUGUUUUUGAUGGCAGUAGCCAUCUAGCUGAUUAUAAAUCUCUCAACGAAGAACUUUCUCCUGGACCUCCUCUGCAAAAUGAUCUUUCUGGUAUUAUGACCAAAUGGCGAAGACACAAAAUAGCCUUCAGUGCAGACAUUGAAAAAAUUUUUCGCCAAAUACAAUGGAAUACAGAAACUGACUCCUUUUCUUUCAAAGUUAAUCUCGAAGAAAAACCUUAUUUUUCAAAACGAGAAAUUCUGUCUGAAUCUGCCAGAUUGUUUGACCCAUUAGGUUGGCUUACACCAACAACUGUUGUAGCCAAAUCUAUAUUCAAACAGCUUUGGGAACAUGGCGUCGAUUGGGAUGAAAAAAUUCCUCAACAAUUAGAGUCUCAAUGGCUAAACCACAGAUCUUCUUUGCCAAAUUUUUCUAAACUAUCCAUUCCAAGAUGGAUUGAAUGGUUGCCAAAUUGUGAGACUCAACUUCAUUGUUUUUGUGACGCAUCAACUAUUGCCUACGCUGCUGUCGUUUAUGCACGCAUUAUAACCCCUAAUGGCAUAUUUGUCAAUAUUUUACAAGCUAAAUCUAAAGUGUCACCCAUAAAAACUGUAUCUAUACCAAGACUUGAACUUUGUGCUGCGACUCUUGGCGUAAAAUUGACUCAAACAGUCAAAGAUUCACUUACUGAUCUAAAUGUCCAAAAUAUAUAUUACUGGAGUGAUAGCUCCACUGUACUUAGUUGGAUUCGUAAAUCCCCAUCUAAUUGGACAGUUUAUGUCGCCAAUAGAGUCGCUGAUAUUCAACGACUAAGUAAUCCUAUACAAUGGAAAUAUGUUCCAACUUCACUUAAUCCUGCUGAUUGCGCAUCUAGGGGAAUUCUGGCUGAAGAAUUGAUUGAAAAACAAUCAUGGUGGUUUGGACCACAAUUUCUUUAUGAAACUGAAAAAUCUUGGCCAGGAAUUCUUCCAAAUUUACAUAUCUCUGAAGAGGAAAGAAAAUCUAAAAUAUCAACUAAUUUGUCCACUGAAAAAAUAUACAUUGAACUAUUUUCUAAAUACUCAAAAUUACAAACUUUAGUAAGAGUCGUUUCAUAUUGUCUGAGAUUUCUUGAAAAUUGCAGAAAUGCAAAAUAUAAAAACUUAAAACCCUUGACUCUUGCAGAAUUUAACAAAUCUUUAUCUGUUCUGGCUAAAAUUUCCCAAAAGGUUGACUUUCCUGAGGAAAUUUCUAAACUUACCACAAAACGAGACAUUAAAACAAGUCCCAUUCUAAAACUAAUGCCAUUUCUAGAUGAAGAUGGGAUUCUUCGUGUAGGAGGACGCCUUCAAAAUUCUAACUUCCCGUAUGACGUCAAACAUCCAAUUAUCUUGUCAAAACACAAUCCUUUGGCUCAACUCUUAAUUUCUGACGCACAUGAAAAAACUUUACAUGGCGGUGUUACAUUAACUAUGUCUUUUGUAAACCGCAAAUUUUGGAUUGUAUCUGGAAAUCAACUUGCAAAACGCAUAAUUCAUAAAUGUAUAAAAUGCUUCCGAUACAAUGCAAAAACUGCUCAGCAAAUAAUGGGCAAUUUACCAAAAGUGCGUUUAACAAUUUCUAGACCUUUUAAACAUAGUGGCGUCGACUAUGCAGGACCCAUUUCUAUCAAAAAUUCUAAUCUCAGAUCUUCUUCUAUAACUAAAGGCUACAUAUGCGUAUUUGUAUGCAUGGUUACAAAAGCCAUACACUUAGAGGCAGUUUCUAAUCUAACAACAAAUGCUUUUCUUGCUGCCUUUAAGCGUUUCACUUCUAGAAGAGGCAUUUGUACUGAUUUAUAUUCUGAUUGUGGCACAAAUUUUGUUGGUGCAUCAAAAGAAUUAAAAGUCUUGCAUAACAAAAAUAAAAAUUCCAUAUCCGAAGACCUUCUUCACUCUUUAAGCCAAAAUUCAACUACUUGGCACUUUAUCCCACCAGCUUCGCCCAACUUUGGUGGCCUUUGGGAAGCAGGUGUAAAAUCUGUUAAAUAUUAUUUGAAAAGAAUCACAAAUGAUAGAAAUCUUACCUUCGAAGAAUUAACUACACUAUUAUGCCAAAUUGAAAGUUGCUUGAAUUCUAGGCCACUUUGUCCUCUCUCUAAUGACCCUUCAGAUUUUGAUGCGCUUACUCCAGCGCAUUUUCUUAUAGGUGAGCCUACCAAUUGCUUACAAGAAGAAACACUUUUGGAUUCUAAUAUCAAUAACCUAACCCAUUGGAAAACUAUUGAAAAAAUAAAGCAACAUUUUUGGAAAAGAUGGCAAAACGAAUAACUAAAUCGCCUUCAAACUCGUCCAAAAUGGCUUAAAACUUCAACGGAUCCUAAAAUUGGAGAUUUGGUACUAGUCACUGAUGAAAGAUGUGGACCUGGACAAUGGAUACUUGGCCGUAUUGAAAAUACGCAUCCAGGACCUGAUGGACAUACAAGGGUGGUAUAUGUUCUUAUGAAAAACAAACUUGUUAAACGUCCAAUUUCUAAAAUCUGUUUACUUCCAGAUAACUCACCUCAUUCCGACCCUGAUAUGGACAAUCCGAAAACUCAACUUUAAACUUUACAUGGAUAUAGUUCUGUCGGAUGUGUGGUUGCUAUUAUGAUGGCUACACUAACACGCUGUGAGUCGGAGCAUAGCGGAGGUUACUACCUCGACUAAAAUUCUCCCAUCGGUAGUUCAUCAUAGCAUAGUAACCCGCAUUCAAGAACAUUCGUCCUUCAGGGGGGAGAAUGUUGAUGAAAACUUUCAUUUCACCAACACACUACAAGCAUCACCACCCAUCAAUGGCACAAAAACAACAUAAACACACUCAUCACUUAAAACUAAUUUCUCCACAAACUUCAUCU
This is a messenger RNA of Musca domestica (house fly), 4127 nucleotides long. RefSeq lists its product as uncharacterized. Lineage: Eukaryota; Metazoa; Arthropoda; Insecta; Diptera; Muscidae. The record is from RefSeq and is a predicted model, not a curated record. The transcript is spliced from 2 exons. Gene Ontology annotation, biological process: DNA integration. Gene Ontology annotation, molecular function: nucleic acid binding. The coding region runs from base 1018 to 3561 and encodes 847 amino acids.